This is a messenger RNA of Striga asiatica, 1787 nucleotides long. NCBI's taxonomy places the organism in Eukaryota, Viridiplantae, Streptophyta, Magnoliopsida, Lamiales, Orobanchaceae. The record is from the annotation of a GenBank genome assembly.
GUCCCACAUUGCAACAUUUGAAGAACAACAUAUAAUCACCAAUUUUGUCUAAUUAGUUUUAAAACAUAUACAUGGCUUCAUUUCAAAUGACGCUCAAUUUUCCGGCCAAAUCUCAGGGGUUUUCGGGAAAAAUCCCGAAUAAUAAUAGCAAGCGGUCAGUAAUGGUGAGGUGUGAUGAUAAUUGUAGCAAAAAACUGAAGGUUUUGAUAGCCGGAGGAGGGAUUGCAGGGCUCGUUUUUGCGGUGGCGGCCAAAAGGAGUGGAUUUGAGGUAGCGGUUUUCGAGAAGGAUUUGACGGCGGUGAGAGGAGAAGGUCGUGACCGUGGUCCAAUACAGUUGCUGAGCACUGCUUUGGGGCUGUUGGAAAAAAUUGAUAAAGAUGUGGUGAGGGAGAUUAAUGAGGUUGGUUAUGUAACUGGUAAUAGGACUAAUGGCCUAGCAGACGGCACCACUGGCAACUGGUUCACACAGUUUGAUUUCCUAACCCCAGCUCUAAAGAAGGGUAUUCCAGUCACUCAAAUAAUAUGCAGAAUUGAUUUGCAAAGGCUCCUUCUCGAUGCACUUGGCCACGACUUAGUUAUCAACAACUCCAAAGUUGUCGACUUUGUCGAUCAUCCCAACAAGGUGACAGUUAUUCUUGAAAAUGGACAAGAGCACCAAGGCGAUGUAUUGAUUGGGGCAGAUGGCAUGAGAUCACUGGUGCGGUCAAGACUAUUUGGUCAUAAAGACCCAAAGUACUCUAACUUUAUAUGCUACAGUGGCAUAGCCGAAUUCCAUCCCGACUAUCUUCCUCCUUUUGGGUACAAGAUAUUCGUAGGACAUAACAAAUACUUUGUCGCAUUAGAUAUUGGUAACGGGCGUAUGCAGUGGUACGCAUUCGGUAAAGAGGCAAGCGAUUCUCUUCCUUCACCCAAUGGGAAUAAGAAGAAGUUAUUAGUAGACUUCGGGAAAUGGUGCGAUGAGGUGAUAGAGAUUUUGGUCAACACGCAAGAGCACAUGAUCAUAAGGAGGCCCAUACACGAUAUCGACAUGUUAAACACAUGGGGAAAAGGGCGUGAUUGUUACUGGCUCAUGCUCGAGCUGCGAAAACUUGUCGAAACGAACCCUUUUUCCGGAAUUUCAUCUGAUGAAUUAGCACAAGCGUUCAGAAGAUUUGAAAAGAAGAGAAUGUUUAGAGUGAGGACGGUGCAUACGAUCUGUAGAAUGGCUUCUAUUUUGACCAUCUUUUAUCGAACCUAUGUCAACAUUGGUCCUCUUCCUGUCUUCAAGCUGUCGGCAUUACGGUUUAAACACCCUGCGCUCCUUGUUUCGAGCUCAGUACUAAAGUUUGCUUUGCCCAAGUUCAUGGACUGGGUUGUUGUUGGCCAAGAAUGACCUGAAAUCUACGUACAUUUUUGCCUAAUUAUUGAUAAAAAAAAAAUGGGCCUAUUGUGUUAUUUAAUUUAUUAGGGACAUUUUCACUUAUCCUACACGAUUGUAGGAAUAUUGCAAAAUUACCGUUAAUACACAAUUAAUUGUGUAUGUACCUAAUAGCUAGUAAUUAAUUAUAUUGUUGCCUAAAAAUCAGUUACAGAUCUUGAUUUCAUAUUCCAUAUUUAAGAAAAGAUAACCAAUUGAACCUGCUCAACCAUCGCCUGAGACCUUCUUGUCUGCUCGUCUCAUGUACGUGAUCUCGAGUGUAUAUCUUAGGUAUAUUUUAUGUAUAUGUGGGUUCUGAAAUCGAUUUUGAGAAACGAUUGAAACUCGAGUGUAUAUUUAAAGUAUAUUUUGUGUAUAUUUUGUGUCUGC